Molecule: messenger RNA, 2289 nt
Organism: Meloidogyne enterolobii
Lineage: Eukaryota; Metazoa; Nematoda; Chromadorea; Rhabditida; Meloidogynidae
Source: the annotation of a GenBank genome assembly
AUGAGCAUACUAAAAUUGCGUAUUUCUAAACUUCCAACUACGGAGACUUCUUUAACGAACAAAGUUUAUUUAAAUCAACAUGAUUUAGAUGCAGCACUUACCAGCUAUGUUCGAGUUAUAACUGGCCCUGCACAUAAUUAUAUUUUCUCAUUUGCCAAUCAUAAUGGGAUUCAGCCAGGGGAGAUUGGUUUUUCUUUGCCUCAACGACGUUGGACAAAUGUUGGCUUGGAACAAAUUGUUCAGGUCCAUCCUUAUUCUUUUCCUCCUGGACAACAAAUUAUAACUUUCAUAAAUCUGACUGUUGAUUUCAUGAAGAAGCCUGCAAAUCCUACGGAGCCAUUGGAUUCUGAUCAGAUGGCUCGUGAGUUUCUGAUGCAGUUUGCGAACAUGGCUUUCACUAAGGAUCAAGAAUUGGUUUUUGAAUUUAGCCAGCAACGAAGAGGACAACAACAAAAUGACAAGUUGCCGACUGUUUAUACCUUGAAACUUUUUGUGAGAAAAAUGGAGGGAAUUACAUUUAAUUCACAACCACAAGAGUGUCAUUUCGGUCCUUUGAGCCCAAAUGCUGUUGUUAUUUUUGAUCGUUCUUCAGAAGGUUCUCAACUAAAUCUAAUUGGCCGUUCAAAGGGAAAAUCUACGCACAAAGCUCUAAUUAAUCCAGAUUGGGAUUUCCAACAGAUGGGAAUUGGAGGAUUGGAUAAAGAAUUUUCUGACAUUUUUAGACGUGCGUUUGCAUCGCGUGUCUUUCCUCCGGAAUUUAUUGAACAAUUGGCGAUGAAACACGUUCGUGGAAUUCUUCUUUUUGGUCCUCCUGGAACCGGAAAGACGCUUAUUGCUCGUCAAAUUGGAAAAAUGCUUAAUGCUCGUGAACCUAAAAUUGUGAAUGGACCUGAAAUUUUAGACAAAUUUGUUGGGGAAUCUGAAUCAAAAAUGCGAAAAUUAUUUGCUGAUGCAGAGGAAGAAUGGCGUCGUUGCGGUUCAAAUUCUGGACUUCAUAUAAUUAUUUUUGAUGAAAUUGAUGCAAUUUGCAAACAAAGAGGAUCUAUGACAGGCGCAACGGGAGUACAUGAUACUGUGGUUAAUCAGCUUCUCACAAAAUUGGAUGGUGUUGAACAAUUAAACAAUAUUCUCGUUAUUGGAAUGACUAACCGAAAAGAUAUGAUUGAUGAGGCUCUUCUCCGUCCUGGCAGAAUUGAAGUUCAAUUGGAGAUUUCAUUGCCAGAUGAGAAUGGACGUGUUCAAAUACUCAAGAUUCAUACUGCUAGGAUGAGGUUACUUUUUAACUUAUACGUAAUUUUAGAAAUUUAUAGAGAAUACAAUAAACUUGAUCCAAGUGUUAAUAUUGCUGAACUUGCCCAUAAAACAAAAAAUUUCUCUGGUGCUGAAUUGGAGGGACUUGUAAGAGCAGCUCAAUCUUCAGCAAUGAAUCGACUUGUAAAGGCUGGUGGGAAAGUUCAAGUUGAUGAGGAUGCUGUUGAGAAAUUAAUGAUUACUAGUGAUGAUUUUGAACACGCAUUGGAGCAUGAUGUUAAACCUGCAUUUGGUCAUAACGACGAAGACUUGGGCCGUUUACUUUAUGGAGGGCUUAUUUGUUGGGGUGAUUCAGUUACAAAAGUACUCGAGUCAGGUGACCUACUUAUUAAAGAAACUGCUGCUCCAGAUACUAGAGGCUUUGUGAGAGCUCUGCUGGCUGGCCCGGCAAACAGUGGAAAAACUUAUUUGGCCGCACAUAUCGCCAAAAAAUCUGAAUUUCCAUUUAUCAAAGUUUGCUCUCCUGAAGAUAUGGUUGGCUAUACUGAAUCAGCAAAAUGUUCUCAACUACGAAAAAUAUUUGAGGAUGCUUAUAAAUCUCCUCUUGGCUGUAUAAUUAUUGAUAAUAUUGAACGAUUACUUGAUUACUCUCCAAUUGGGCCUAGAUAUUCAAAUUUGGUGCUUCAAGCUCUUUUGGUGCUACUUGGAAAACGUCCUCCAAAGAAUCGUCGUCUUCUCAUAAUUGCAACUACUUCAACUGAGCAUUUUCUUCGUGAAGCUAAUUUGCUUUAUUCUUUUAGUUCAAUAAUUAGUGUAGAAUGUCUCACUAAACCAGAACACAUUUGUGCUGUUUUAGAAGAGACUGGUGGAUUUGAAACAAAAGAAAUUAAUUCUAUUAAGAAUAAAUUAAAUAAAGUUAAAUUCUCAUUUGGCAUUAAACACAUGUUGGAACUUCUUGAUUUUGUUAAACAAGGAGGACGUGAAUAUCAAGUUGAUUUGCUUUUGGAAUCCUUUGAAAAAGAAGAACUUGGAAUUUGA